This is a messenger RNA of Tigriopus californicus, 1440 nucleotides long. RefSeq names its product ATPase ASNA1 homolog. Gene Ontology annotation, molecular function: ATP hydrolysis activity; ATP binding. Gene Ontology annotation, cellular component: GET complex. Gene Ontology annotation, biological process: post-translational protein targeting to endoplasmic reticulum membrane. The record is from RefSeq and is a predicted model, not a curated record. NCBI's taxonomy places the organism in Eukaryota, Metazoa, Arthropoda, Copepoda, Harpacticoida, Harpacticidae. The transcript has 3 exons. Bases 313 to 1356 code for a protein of 347 amino acids.
CAGCUGAAAGUGAGCAGGCUAGCCGCGUUCAUUUACGGAAAAUUGCACAUCUUAACAACCAGAACGGUCAAUAACACAUCUUGAUGGGUCGACCUAAAAGCUCUUGACCGGCCUUUAACUUGACCUGAGCUGAGACUCUUUAACUUGAGCAUGCACUCUAUUAACCUCCAGACCGUUCUAUUUUUUUUUAUAUCUGUGAUUCCUGCCAUAAUAAUGCUAUGCCCAGUCACCACAGAGGCGUUCUCAAAUUGGCUUUAGCCGAAGAAUUUAAGUGACAUUUUCCAUCAUACCUAAGCCAGAUCCGCGUUGAAAAUGGAGCCUUCGAAAAUGUCAGCAUUGGAUGCCCUAGAUUUAGACGACACCGACCUUGAGCCUUUGGCACCGACGUUACAAAACAUUCUCGAUCAGACAUCGCUCCGUUGGAUCUUUGUGGGCGGUAAAGGGGGCGUGGGCAAGACCACGUGCUCCUCAUCUAUCGCCAUUCAAUUGGCCAAAGUGCGGGAAAGCGUGCUCAUCAUCUCCACCGAUCCCGCCCAUAACAUAUCGGAUGCUUUCGACCAGAAAUUUACCAAGGUUCCCACCAAAGUCAAAGGAUUUGAGAAUCUUUACGCCAUGGAGGUGGACCCCAAUGCGGGUGUGACCGAGCUCCCCGAAGAAUAUUUCGAAGGCGAGGGGAACGAGGCCUGGAAAAUGUCCCGGGGUCUUAUCCAAGAGUUAGUAGGCGCAUUUCCCGGCAUUGAUGAGGCCAUGAGCUUCGCCGAGGUUAUGAAGUUGGUCAAGCGAAUGGAUUUCUCGGCUGUGGUAUUUGACACGGCACCCACGGGUCACACUCUCCGACUGCUGUCGUUCCCGACCGUGAUCGAAAAGGGUCUGAACAAAUUGGUGAAGCUCAAGAACCAAAUGGGUCCGCUCAUUUCGCAGAUGGGACGGAUGUUUGGCGGCAACGACGCCAUGAAUCCAGAACUGCUAUCCGGGAAGCUGGACGAAAUUCUGCCCGUAAUCAAACAAGUGAACGAGCAAUUCCGCGACGCCAAUUACACUACCUUCAUAUGCAUUUGUAUCGCAGAGUUUCUGUCCCUCUACGAAACCGAGCGGCUGGUUCAGGAGUUGACCAAGUACGGGAUUGACACGCAUAAUAUCGUGGUGAACCAGCUGUUGUUUCAGAAGAAGGGCGAGAAACCGUGCGGGCUGUGUGCGGCUCGUUGCCGUAUUCAAGCCAAAUAUCUCGAUCAGAUCCAUGAUUUAUAUGAAGAUUUCCACGUGGUCAAGCUGCCACUUUUGGAGCAGGAAGUCCGGGGAGUGGAAAAAGUGUCGGCAUUUUCAGCCAAUCUUAUCCAACCUUUCAGUUCCGAGUGAAAGAACUUCUUUUGAGAUUCUAAUCGUUUCCAAAAACAUGUGAUGGUUAAUACCAACAAACAAAUAUAUGAUGAACUUUUCAGA